AAAAAAAUGUAAAUAAAAAGGAACACGUUAUUUUUCUCUUUUUCAAAAAGAAAAAUAUGAGAAUAUUCCAUUUUAUUUUCUUAUUUCGAGAUUAAUUAAACAUGAAAGUAUCAAUCGGUGACGUUGUCCUGCCGGGCGAUUACUGCGAAGAAAUCUCGCAAAUCGGUGAAAAAUCGCGUGUCAUAAUCGGCCCAGGCUUACGAAAAGAAGUUGACCGUGUUUAUAUCACAAAAGCCGGCGUUCUGAAGAAAAAGAAUCCAGGCACGUACUGGAUAGAUAGUUACCAGAAGCGGUAUGUGCCUUCGAGAGGUGAAAACAUUAUAGGCGUUGUUACUCAAAAAGCUGGUGAUAUUUUUCGAGUUGAUGUCGGGGGGAGUAGCACAGCUGCUUUAUCCUAUUUGUCCUUUGAAGGAGCCACUAAGAAAAACAGACCAGAAAUCCAAGUUGGAGAUAUUAUCUAUGCUAAAAUGUUAGUAGCAAGUAAAGAUAUGGAGCCUGAGCUAGUCUGUGUAGAUUCACAUGGCAAAAAAGGUCGAUUAGGUGUGUUAAACGAUGGCUUUGUAUUCAAAUGUUCACUAAACCUCGUAAGAAAGAUUCUUAACCCUAGCUGUCCACUACUGGCGUCUUUGAAGAAUGAGUGGCCAUUUGAAAUCGCUGCGGGCAUGAAUGGCAGAAUUUGGAUCAAGGCAAAUUCAAUGAGAGAAACUAUAGCAGUUGGUAAUGCAAUUUUAGCAGCUGAGUUUUUGAGUGAUGAGGAAAUAAAGAAAAUGUGUAAUAACAUUGCUGCUAUACUGGCUGGACAUGUAUCAUAGUUUUAAGUGCUAAUCAGUAUAUUUUUUAUUAUUUCCUUACAGAACCUACAAACAUACCUACCUACCUAUAAAAAUUUAAGACUAUUUUUCAGUUUCAAAUUCAUUGAUUUAGAAUUAAAGUUGUGACAUUUGCACAAAUGGGCAAAAAAAAAACAAUAAAGAAAACAAAACCACUCAAAGGAAUGCUCUUUUUAUUUACAUCAACCAUCAUUAUGUCUACAAUAUUAUACAUGUUUAUAAUACAAUCAAUUUUAGUGCAAAAACAUACUUUUAACAAGCAACACAAGCUGUUAAAACAGUUUGCAUCUGAUUGUACAGUAAUCGGCUGUAAAUAUUUCACAUCAAGCUUUAGAAAGAGAUAAUCUGCAGCUUCAGUUUCAUAGAGUGUCUGUCACUCAUACGUGUGUAUGAGUGUAUACCUGUGUAUACCUGUGUGUGUGUGUGUGUGUGUGUAUGUUAUGUUGCUGACUUGUACCAGUAUAGUUUUUGCAAUUCACAAGAGCAUGUGAUCUUAACUUGUGGUUAAGUCAUGCAAGCUGUUGGACCAAUCAGUCUCUAGCAAACAUUCACACACAGAUAAAAUGCUCUACAAAGCAAAAGCUGCCGAUUAUGUCUUUCUUAAAAUCGAAGACUAAUAUUUACUGCUGGAUCUGAGUGAUUCUGGUACUGGUAUAAAGUAAACUUUUUUUAUUAGAAAAUAGAAACAAAAUACAAUGCACGAAAGUCAAAGAAAAAAAUUAAACU
Messenger RNA from Maniola jurtina (meadow brown), 1556 nucleotides. RefSeq names its product exosome complex component RRP40 (gene Rrp40). Gene Ontology annotation, molecular function: RNA binding. The transcript has a single exon. Gene Ontology annotation, biological process: exonucleolytic trimming to generate mature 3'-end of 5.8S rRNA from tricistronic rRNA transcript (SSU-rRNA, 5.8S rRNA, LSU-rRNA); nuclear polyadenylation-dependent rRNA catabolic process; poly(A)-dependent snoRNA 3'-end processing. Gene Ontology annotation, cellular component: nuclear exosome (RNase complex); cytoplasmic exosome (RNase complex). NCBI's taxonomy places the organism in Eukaryota, Metazoa, Arthropoda, Insecta, Lepidoptera, Nymphalidae. The record is from RefSeq and is a predicted model, not a curated record. The coding region runs from base 102 to 812 and encodes 236 amino acids.